CCUCAAAUAGUCUUAACAGAUUUUGAGAGUGCUGCUAUAAAUGCUGUUCAAUUAGAGUUCGAUGAUGUUCAAAGUAAGGAGUGCCACUUUCAUCUAACUCAAAGCAUUUAUCAUAAAGUUCAAAAUUGUGGGCUUUCUUCACGUUAUGAUACUGACGAAUCCUUUAGUUUACUAAUAAGGCAUAUUCUUGCUCUCGUGUUUUUGCUGUAUAAUGAAAUAUCAGGUGUGUUUGACAAAUUGAAUUCUAUUAUUUCAUCUGAAGCCUAUAAGGUCAUGCAAUAG
Messenger RNA from Dentiscutata heterogama, 282 nucleotides. The record is from the annotation of a GenBank genome assembly. Lineage: Eukaryota; Fungi; Glomeromycota; Glomeromycetes; Diversisporales; Gigasporaceae.